Microthlaspi erraticum is the source of this 552-nucleotide messenger RNA. Lineage: Eukaryota; Viridiplantae; Streptophyta; Magnoliopsida; Brassicales; Brassicaceae. The record is from the annotation of a GenBank genome assembly.
AUGGAUGCGAGUGGUGGUGGGAAAACACGAUCCAGAGGAAGAGAUAUGGGAAUAGGGGAGGCUUUUGGAGCAUUGGCUAAAGCGCAACAGCUACUGCUUAACGACCAAGAAAGGGAUUAUAUUCUCACCCAACUACAUGCUGCGAAAGAACCCGUCUCAGAUGCUCUCAAGACUCAACCUUUUCGCUGUAUCAAUCCUCUUGUUUCCAAGAAAAUCAUUCAGAUGGAUGUGAUUCAAGUGGAGGAGAAAGGGUUUUAUGUGAGGUUCGUGUGUAACAAAGGAUAUGGUGUUGCUCCAUCACUCUACAAGUCUUCGGAGUCUCUCACAAGUUUUCAAGAGCAAAACUCAAACCAAAACUCUCCUUCUUCUGACAGAUACCUCUUAACAUAUACAUUAGAUAGCUUAAACUUGCCUAACUUGAAGCUGUGGAUCACAGGAUCACUUCUAAACAAAGGUUUCGAAAAAAUUAACGCAUCAAGGGCAUGGCAGAGAAGCGGUCAAGGGAAGAGAAGUCGGGAAAGAUUAAAACGGCGGAGUAGAGCGGAAUGUUGA